Molecule: messenger RNA, 8732 nt
Organism: Syngnathus typhle (broad-nosed pipefish)
Lineage: Eukaryota; Metazoa; Chordata; Actinopteri; Syngnathiformes; Syngnathidae
Gene: cenpf
Product: centromere protein F
Exons: 38
Coding region: 160-8085 (2641 amino acids)
Biological process (GO): regulation of G2/M transition of mitotic cell cycle; metaphase chromosome alignment; mitotic cell cycle
Cellular component (GO): spindle pole; chromosome, centromeric region; nucleus
Molecular function (GO): microtubule binding; dynein complex binding; protein homodimerization activity
Source: RefSeq, a predicted model, not a curated record
AAUCUACACCAAUCAUAUGCGCUGGCACGUCAUACGUCACGAGCUGUAGCCAAUGAGUGUCAAACUGUCUGAAAUGCCGUUUGUUUCUGUAGAAUUUGAAUUUUCAACGAGACUCCACUACAAUCGUCGGAAAGAAGUAUCGCGCCAACGUGAUCAACCAUGAGCUGGGCGGUGGAGGAGUGGAAGGAUGGACUUCCAGGAAAGGCCCUGCAGAAGAUCCAGGAAAUGGAAGUCCAGCUGGACAAAUUGAAAAAGGAGAGAACUCAAAAACAGUUCCAGGUUGACUCUCUCGAGGCAGCCCUGCAGAAGCAGAAACAAAAGGUGGACAGUGAACGCAAUGAGGCAUCUGUUUUGAAAAGAGAGAACCAGUCUCUAGUAGAGUCAUGUGACUCCGUAGAAAAAGCUCGCCAAAAGGUUUUACAUGAUCUGGGAGUCAAAGAGCAGCAGGUGAGAUAUUUGGAGGGCCAGCUCAACACUUGCAGAAACACCAUAGAACGACUGGAGCAAGAGCUUAAGAAGUACAAAAAUGAACUGGAUCGUUCUCAACCUGCCGGCUCUUGCUCCAUGUCAUCCUCCUCGGAUCUGCAGGCAUUUGUUACUCCACAGAGGAGUUUCUCCACUCCAGUUUCAUCUUACAGACCACAAGAUAACAAACUAGAGGACCUUCAAGAGAAAUAUAACCAUGAGGUAGAGGAAAGAAAGAAGCUGGAGAAUGAAUUAAAUGUCCUUCAAGUCAAACUGUUGAAUCAGUCGUCGGCCAGCGUGACCCACAAAGACAUUGCUGCUCGCCAAGCCGGAUCCUCUAUUUUCCCAUGGCAGCAACAAGAUCGAGCACACGUCCGCCAGUCUCAGGAAAUUGCUGAAACGCCUCUGAAGAGGCGUGGCACGUCCCUUUGGGACGCGCACGAAGAGACGCCCAUCAAAUCGAGCCAGCGGAUGAGCUGUCCCAGAACAGCAGCAGCGAGUCCGGGUGGAUCCCACCAGAUGGAACAACUGAAAAUCCUCAACCAAGAGCUGCGUGGCCGUGUGUCAGAGCUGGAGAGGAGCAUGUCCAGUCACGAGAGAGAGAUUAGCAGCCAGGCCUCCAAACUGCAGGACCUGCAAGUCCAACUGACCCAGGCCCGCAAAGACCUGACUGAGCGGGACCGAGACUUGGCCAAGACGAGCCACGAGCUGCGUCAGAGCACAGACAGACAUCAGCAGCUCGAGGUCAAGUGUUCUACAGUUGAGCAGAAGCUGAAGCAAGUUACUGAAGAAAUGAGCUGUCAGAGACACAAUGCUGAGAGCUGCAGACGAGUCCUGGAACAGAAGGUCAAGGACCAGGAGAGAGAUAGCCAGAAGGAGCUAGCCCAACUGCAAAGAUCUCAUCAGACUUUGGAGCAACAAUUGGAGCAGACCAGAACCAAGUUAACACAAGAGAUCCAACAGUCCAAAAAAGACAACAACAUACUGCAGACUGAUUUGGAGAAAAUGUGUUCUCAGAGGAGUCAGCUGGAGAGGGAGGUGGAGGAACAGAAACAGAAGCUGCUGCGCUCACAGCAGAGCCUCCAGGCCAGCCAGAGCAAAGAGGAGGACCUCCGCAAGAAACUAGAGGAGCAUCAGCGAGAGAAGAACAGCACUUCUGUCCAGUUGGACCAGAGCAAUAGGCAGCUGUCACAACUUGAGGAGGAAAAGAAGACCUUGGAGCAGACUCUCAAACGCACCCAAGGACUCCUGGAUGAUCUCAAAGCAAAAUGCGAAAGUCAAAAAGAAGAGCUGAAGAGACUGCAAUGCAAACUGGAGCAGCAGUCCCAAGCUUCGACGCUGGAGCUGGAAAACCUAAGGAAGACGCUCUCCGACGCUGAGACUAAAAAUGAAUGGGCCCAGAAGGAAAUGCAGAAACAGAAGCAAGCAGAGGAGCAGUUGGCCAACAAGUUGACAGAGGCUGUAAAAGAAGGUCAAGAACUGAAGAAAAGUCUCGGUGCGAGUCAUGACGAGUGCAAGCAGCUGACACAAAAGCAUCAAGCUCUGCUGGAUUGGAAGAACGAGAAGGAUGCACUCGUCAACCAUGCAGAAGCCACGCAGAAGGAACUCGCUGAUAAAAUCGAUCUGUUGGACCAAAGUCUGAGCUCACAGAAAGAGGCGAACGAAGAAUUGAAGAAGCAGCUGAGGAGUGCAGAGGAGGAGCAGGCCAAGCUGUCAGCACACAUUGACGGCCUGAAGGGAGAACUCCUCAUCAAGAGUACAGAGCUGGAAGAGCGGGAGCAUCAGUACAAGCAGCUCCAGACCAAAUCCUCUGAGGCUGAAGAGAAACACACCAAAGAUCUGGAAAAUCUUGGUGCACAGGUGACCCAACUUGAAAAACAGGUCAAAGAAUUGCAAACGCAGCUGAAGAAGGAAAUUGCCCGAGCGGAGCACGCCGAGAAGAACAUCGCUCAGCUGCACGACGAGCAGCGAGUAGCAUCCGACCUGACGCGCUCCAAAGAGCAGCUCAUUGAACUCGGCCAAGACGCAAUACGACAGCUGAGGGAGAGCCUUGCUCAGGCUACUGCGGAGCAGGAAGAGAGAAAUUUAAGGUUGUCAGAGGAGAAAGCUGCUCUGAUGCGACAAUGUGAGGAAAGCAUCGCAGUGAAGACGGAGGAGACGACACAAAUCAAGCUCCAGUUGGAGGAAACUCAGCAAGAGCUCCUACUCACCAAAAAUCAGAUCAACUCAAUGGAUCAGUUGCUGAAGACCCAAGAGCAAUUUGGAGCAGAGCUGCAGAAAAAAAGCAAGAAGAUGUCCGAGCGCGAGGAAGAACACAAAAGGAUGGAUGUGGAAAAUACGCAAAAGCUGCAACAGCUGGAGGCGGAGCUCCGGGGGGUGUACGAUCAAGCGGCGGAGAAGGAAAGGCUCCUCGGAGAAGACCGGGCUCGACUCUUGUCUCUGCAGAAACAAAAUGAAGACUUGGACAAUGAUCUCCAAGGGAGGUUGAAAGAAAUACAGCUCCUGAAAGAUAGACACAGUGAGAAAGUAAACGAGCUUCAGGAGCAAAUAUCAUCUUUAGAGGAGACAUUUUCCUCAAGCAAAGAUGCAGUUGAGAAACUCCCAUUGCUGAAAAGUGAACUUGAGUUGGUCAACCGCUCUCACGCCGAGCUCAAAAAUCACCUGGAAAAAGACGUUUCAGAGCUCACGCAAAAGUUGAGCCAGCUGUCUGAGAGUAAAGCAUUGGAAGCUCAAAGCUUCCUCGGCAAGGAAAAGAGUCUCGGAGAAAAGUGUGAAGCCGCGGAGAAAGCCCUGAAUGCCACCAAAGCUGAGUUGUGUAACAUCCAAACUGAAGUGAAGGCUAUGAAGGCAACUCUGUCUGCAGCCUCGCAAGGCUUGGAAGAAAGAGACGCCAGCAUCAAGGGUCUGAAGGAGAAGCUGAACAGUGCAGAAGUUGAACAUGCCAAGACUACCGAGCUCCUGAAAGAGAAGACGAUUGUCAUGAACAAAAUUAAGGUCCAGUUGGAGAUGCUUCAGAUGGAUCUGGAAGACAAUGAGACAACUGUCAACUCUUAUGAAAGUCAAAUUGAGACACUAAAGGAGACCAUUCAGUCACUGGAGACGGAGCGAGCUCAUAACCAAAGUCACAUUUCUGACAUGGUGGUCCAACUAGAGGAUAGCCUAGCCCAGGUCUCAGUUUUGGAAACACGGUUGGAGGAGGUCCAGUCUCAAAACUCCAUGUUGGAGUCCAAGUAUGUGACCGCCAGAGAGGAACUGACAGAGAGGAGUUGUGAAAUAACACGCCUGGAGGAAGACGCUGUCAAAUACACUCAGUUGGAAGAUGAAGUCGCGGCUUUGACGGCUCAAGUUGCUACUCUCAACCAGAUCAUUAAAGACAAGGAAGAUGACUCAGAGUCACAUCAGGAGAAAACCAACCUCGAGGCAACCCUGAAGCAGUUAGUAAAUGCCAAAGAUCAAUUACAGACUGAUUUAAAUGAGGUGAAUGUUCAGAAGCAGCAGUUGGAAACAAAUCUGGACGCGUUACAUGAGGAGAACAAACACCUGCAGACCAGCGUGAUGGUUUUAACUGAAGACAAGCAGCAAGCGGAAACACUGACACAACAAUUGACCGCGCAGAAAGAAAACACCGAAACAACACUGAGGCAACUCACCGAAGAGAAAUCCCAGCUCCUCUCCACUCUUGAUCUUCUCUGUGAGCAAAAAACUCAGCUCGAGGCCCAACUCGGCGAGCUGGCAAACAAGCUGACUCAAGCAGCGGAGGAGAAACUUCAGUUGCAAUCCAGUGAAGCCCAGCUGAUGGAGGAGAAGCAGCGAGCCCAAGCAACCAUCGAGCUGCGUGAUAACGAGGUGACUUCUAUGCAAGAAGAAAAGGAACGGAUCCAAAAACUUCUCCAGGAGUCUGAACAGGAGUGUUGCAGGAUGAAGGACCAUCUUGAAAUGACAGAAAAGAGGAUGGAGGAGGAGAACGCAUCCAGGAACCGGCAGUUUGAAACGGACCAGGCUGAACUGCAUCAGACGUUGUCAUGCUUACAACAAGAGCUGAGCGUGUUCAAGCACCAGUAUGACGUGUUGCUGGAGCAGGUGGCCCAGCAAAACCACCUUAUCCAGACACUCUCACAAACGCAGGGCCAACAGAGACCUGAAGAAAAGUUGAGCUCCAUCGAGUCUGAAGAGGCAGACAUCAACGCAAGCCAUGUUCAUGCUGAAUCCACUAAGGAACCAGCAGUAGACUCCUUGGCAAUAAAUGAGCCCGACUUGGAGGAACUCUCAUUCCAACCUGAUGAGGUCCCCAGUGAAGCAGAACCCGCCCUCAAACCGGACGUGAUCGAACCAGAGACGAUCGAGGAACUUCCGGAAGAAGACAGAGAUGAUUGCAUGGAAGAUGGACAGGAAAUGCAGAGAAGUGAAAAGAAACUAUUUGAUCAGGAUCACGAGGAGAGCACUCCCUGCGGUGUCCUCGAACAAGAAGCUGUUCCAUUACACUCCAUCGAGACGAAGCCCGUGCAGUUAGAAGAGGAUCGCGAAAAACUCUCAAAGCUGGACGAGGACGUCUAUGCCCUGCUUUCCAAAAUUGACCUGCUCAACUCUGACCUUGCACUGAGAAAGGAGUUGACCUCAGACCUCCAAAAGCAUGUCCAAACCUUGGAGCAGAAAGUUGAUGCGGCAGAAGAAGCGACGCGUUGUGUGGCAAAUAAGUUGAACAAAGUUUUGAAGGAGAAGGAUAGCCUCUCUGAUCAGUUGUCCCAGCUGUCAGAAGAUAGAGAAAACUUAACCCUGCAGCUCCAAACUGCUAAGUGCCAGCUAACUGACGUUAUGGAGAUGAUGGAGGGACUCGAAAUGGCCAAAGGCGGGUGGGACGAGAAGUUCCUCCAGCAGGAAAGCGAGCUGAAGAGGGUUCGCUCGGAGAAAGCCAAUCUGGAGCAGCACAUCCUGGGCAUGGAGUGUGAGCUGGAGGCCCUGCAGGAGGAGCGCAGCAAGCUGGGAGAUGAGCUGGAAACUCAAAGGAGGACCUGCUCAGGCUUGGAGCAGCAAAUCGAAACAUUCUCCUCUGAGACAAUCCAUCUGAGAUCUGAGCUGGUUUCCUGCUCUGAAGAACGAGACGAGCUGAGUCAGGCUGCGAGCCAGUUGCGAGAGAAAAUUCACGGGCUGGAGAAGACCAACUGUGACACCAGGUCCUUAAUUUCCAUCCUGGAGGAGGACAUCAGAGCAGGAAAGAGGGCGAAUGAAGCCCUGCAAAGCAGCGUAGACAAAAUGAAGACAGAGAAGCAGCAGCUGUCGGAGCAGAUAAAUGUUUUGGAGGAAGCCAUGUCUCGGCAGACGGGGGAGAAGGAACAGUUGAUUGGGCAGCUUGACAAGAUUAAGGAAGAUCGCACGGGUGCCAGUCUCAACACGGAGACCAUGUUCAGCAAAAUCCAGGCUCUGGAAGGAGAAGUGCAACAGCUGACGCAGUCUUUGGAGUCUUCUCUCCUGGAAAAGGGAGAAAUCGCCUCUCGACUGAAUUCCACACAGGACGAAGUCCAGCAGAUGCGGAGCGGCAUAGAAAAGCUCCGCGUCCGCAUCGAAUCUGACGAGAGGAAGAAGAAGCACGUGAGCGAACUUCUCAAAGCCGCUCAGAGGAAGUCUGACUCACUGCAAGACCGCAUUGAUGCUCUGGAGCGAGAGAAGGAGGAUGCAGAGCAAGACCUUGAGGAAGCGGUCCUUCAGGCUGAGACCAUGAAAGCCGAGCUGGAGGAGCAAAGGAUAAAGGUGGACGAAGAGAAGGAAGAUCUCAAAGAGGAGCUCUCGAAGCUUUCUGCCACUCUGGACAACCUGAGGUCUGAGAAGGAGCAACUGGAGCGAGUUCUGCAGAUGAAAAACGCAGAGCUUGAGGAGCUGAAGGCUGCUAAGGAGGAAUUAGAGCAAGGGCUGGAGAGGGCACAGAUGGAUCGGAGAGAAGAGGAGGAAAGGCAGAGGUGCCGGGUGGAGGAGUUGGAGCGGGGGUCGAGGGAGGAAGCUGAGAAGCUGACGAGGCGGGCCGACGAUCUCCGAGUUCAGCUCGAAGCGGCUCAUCAGCGAGAGUUGUCUUUUGAAGACAAGAGCGCAGAAAUGGAGAAGGAGCAAGAGAGAUUGAAGCAUCACCUGGAGGAGGUGGAGGCUGAGAAACAACAUCUGCAGGAGGAGCUGGAGAAGUGGAAGAUGAAUGGUGAGGAGUGGGAAAGGCAGAAAAACAAUCUGAUGACUCGCAUUGAGGAUUUGGAAGAAGACCUUGUCAAGGCCAAAGAGGGAGAUGAUAAGGAACAGCUAAAAGGAGAAAAUAGACUACUGCUAGAAGAAAAAGAGAGACUAGAGCAGGAGAACAAGAUGCUCCAUUCUAGCGAGGAGGAGAACAUUGCACUGAAGCAGGAGAGAGACAGAGUGGAGGAGGACAGAAACAAGCUGGAGGGGGAAACAAAGACGCUUCAAGCAGCCUUGUCACUGAUGGAAGAUGAGGUGAAGAGUUCGUCUUUGGCUCUUUCUGCACUGGAACAAGACAAACAAAAAGCUGAAGACGACAAGGUGAAACUGUCAGAGGAGCAGCAGAAGCUUCAGUCCACGGUUUCCUGCCUUGAAGAGAAGCUGGAAACGCAGCAGCUGUCCACCUCGAAGCUCAACGAGCAGGUGUCCGAGCUGUCGUCUGUCGUCGCUCGUGUGACCAAAGAGCGAGACGCCACGCGCAGCAAGUUGAACCUUUGGAUGAAGACUUGCAAACAGCUGGAGCAAGAGAAGAUGCUCCUACUGAGCAGCUCAGAUGGAGCGUGCAAAGAAGCAGCACAGGUGGAAAAUAAGCAACUGCAAAUUCAAACUGAGGAGAGGAAGAAGGAGGUAGAGGAGCUGAAGUCGUCCCUUAAGGAGGCAAAAGCAGAGUGUGAGGAAAAAAGCAGAGAGGUGGAGGAGCUCAAGGCGACCCUGGACGCACGCAGCAGAGAUCUGGAGGAGGUCAAAGGUGAACUCAAAGAAGUCAACCAGGUCGUGGAGGAGAAAACGCAGGAGGCGGACGACACCAUGGACAAAUACUGCAACUCGUUGCUGGAGGUGCGCAAACUGGAAGAGGCCAACGAUGCGCUGACGACAAGGCUGGAGUAUUUGUUAGCGAGCAAAGACAACAUCAGCCGCUCCGGCACCGCCGACGGCCGCAGACGCUCAGCGAGGUCCUCUACCAAACACCUGGAUGACAAAUCGGAGAACACAGAUCCUGCGACUCCACAGAGGUCACCGCGGGGCUCCUCUUCCGGCAAGAGGGCUCAUAAACACAUGAGCGAUAAGGACAGCGCCCAGGAGGCUCUCCACAACCUCACCAAGAAGAUCAGAGCUAACGCCUCGACCACGCCACCAAAACCGAGUACUCAACAGGACGAUGAGUUCAGGCCUGAGGGGCUUCCAGAGCUGGUGCAGAGAGGCUUUGCUGACAUCCCACUGGGUGAGGCCAGCCCCUUCAUCAUGAGGAGAACCACCGCAAAACGAUGCAGCCCUCGCCUGGCUGCCAGGCAGACGUUGGAUGGCAAGUUACUGCUGCCUCCUUCCUCGACUGACAAGUGCGAGGAAACGGUCACUCCUCGUUCGCAAGAGUCACCAGAGGAAGGAGACAAUUGUCAUGUUCAGUAAACGCAACUCAAAACACAGCACUGAGGUUUAGAUGGACGGUACGUUUUUACCGGAAUUACGCUGCACUCCUUUUAGUCGUUUCUGUCAAUCCCAACAUGUCUUUAUUUAACUUUUUAGUGUUUUAGUAAAAGAUGAAAAGCAGGGACAAAUAAAAAGCCUUUUUGCAACAUAAGACAGUAAGACAGCUUCUCUAGUUAGUAUGCACCACUUUCAUUUUUCUGUAUUUUGCUAUAGGUGAUGAAAAUGAAAAGCAUGCCGUAUUACAACAUAUUAGUAAUAGCCAACAUAAGUCUUCAAACACAUUCCUCAGGUGUGUAAAUCAAUUUCACGUUACCUAUUCUUGUGCUGUAUAUAUUUCUCUGUCCACUCAGCCGUAAAUUGUGUAUUCCAUGAGCUAGUCUUGUCCUCACGGCAGCUAUCUUUUCUUAUCCUUUUUAUGUGCUUAGACCGCUUGACUUUUUAUUGCUACCUGGUGGUAAGUUUUGAAUGUGUUUCUCUAAUCACAGAUUUACUUUGUAGAAUAUUUGAACUCAAACGCUUUUUACGUAGGAGAUGCUUCUUGUUAACAUGCGAGGUUAACUAGUGAGUAUGAGCUCACUAGUCAUUGUAAAUAACUUUUUAAUCCCCCACUAAACUUGUUUAAACAA